Molecule: messenger RNA, 4350 nt
Organism: Vitis riparia (riverbank grape)
Lineage: Eukaryota; Viridiplantae; Streptophyta; Magnoliopsida; Vitales; Vitaceae
Product: ABC transporter B family member 11-like
Biological process (GO): transmembrane transport
Cellular component (GO): membrane
Molecular function (GO): ATP binding; ABC-type transporter activity; ATP hydrolysis activity
Source: RefSeq, a predicted model, not a curated record
UUCUUUAACUACUCCUCCUGAUGUUUUGGCCUGUUCCAUGUCUAUGUAUCAUUCCUGUUUCAGCCGACCUGGGCUGCGUCUUUUGUUUUGGAGCUGAAGUUUGAAGUCCGAUCCCUUCCAGAUAAAGUAGUUGCUAUCUUAGAACUUGUAAGUAUCUAGGAGUAGCAUUAUGGCUGAGGAGAAUGACUUGAAUGGAAAAAACUAUAUGCAUGAAGCCACAACAUCAAGCAGGGGAGCACUUGAAACAGAGACUGUGAAAAGCUCUGGCCAGAAUGGGAAACAACAAGAUUCGGAGAAGAGCAAGGAAGAGGGGAAGCCCAGCACAGUUCCAUUUCACAAGCUGUUCUCUUUUGCAGAUUCUACUGAUAUGUUGUUGAUGAUUACCGGCACAAUCGGUGCUGCUGGGAAUGGAAUAUGUAUGCCUCUUAUGGCAAUACUUUUUGGGGACCUGAUUGAUGCUUUUGGACAAAACCAGAACAACAAAGAUGUGGUUGAUAUAGUAUCCAAGGUUUCUCUGAAAUUUGUCUACUUGGCUGUGGGGGCUGGUAUAGCAGCAUUCUUUCAGGUGGCUUGCUGGAUGGUCACAGGGGAGAGGCAGGCUGCAAGAAUUAGGAGUCUGUAUUUGAAAACUAUAUUGAGACAAGAUGUUGCUUUCUUUGAUAAGGAAACAAACACAGGAGAGGUUAUCGGAAGGAUGUCUGGGGACACUGUUCUAAUACAAGAUGCCAUGGGUGAGAAGGUAGGGAAAUUUAUACAGCUGGUAUCGACGUUCAUUGGAGGCUUUAUCAUAGCAUUCAUUAAAGGGUGGCUGCUUACCCUUGUCAUGCUAUCAUCAAUUCCUCUUCUUGUGAUAGCUGGUGGAGCUAUGUCUCUCUUCUUAUCCAAGAUGGCGACCCGCGGACAAAACGCUUAUGCAAAAGCAGCAACUGUAGUAGAACAGACAAUCGGCUCAAUUAGAACGGUUGCAUCAUUUACUGGGGAAAAGCAAGCUGUAACUAAAUACAAUCAGUUUCUGGUAAAUGCUUACAAAUCAGGUGUUUUCGAAGGUCUGGCUGCAGGAUUAGGCCUUGGAACAGUUAUGUUCAUCAUCUUUGCAAGUUAUGCAUUGGCAGUAUGGUUUGGUGCAAAGAUGAUACUGGAAAAAGGAUAUACUGGGGGUACAGUUCUGAAUGUCAUUAUUGCCGUAUUGACUGGUUCCAUGUCUCUAGGGCAGGCAUCUCCUUGCAUGAGUGCAUUUGCUGCUGGUCAGGCUGCAGCAUUCAAGAUGUUUGAGACGAUACACAGGAAGCCAGAGAUAGAUGUUUCUGACACCAAAGGGAAGAUAUUGGAGGACAUUCAAGGAGAGAUAGAGUUAAGGGAUGUAUACUUUAGCUAUCCAGCCAGACCAGAUGAGCAAAUCUUCAGUGGAUUCUCUCUUUCCAUCCCUAGUGGCACAACUGCAGCUUUGGUUGGACAGAGUGGAAGUGGGAAGUCAACAGUAAUUAGUCUGAUAGAGAGGUUUUAUGAUCCCCUUGCUGGUGAAGUUCUUAUAGAUGGUAUUAAUCUGAAGGAGUUUCAGCUUAGAUGGAUUAGGGGGAAAAUUGGUCUUGUCAGCCAGGAACCGGUCUUGUUCACAUCCAGCAUUAGGGAUAAUAUUGCAUAUGGAAAAGAGGGUGCAACUAUUGAAGAGAUAAGAGCUGCAGCUGAGCUAGCAAAUGCUUCUAAAUUCAUUGAUAAACUUCCUCAGGGGCUAGACACAAUGGUUGGUGAGCAUGGAACACAGCUCUCUGGAGGACAAAAGCAGAGAGUUGCCAUAGCAAGAGCAAUUCUGAAAGACCCGCGAAUUCUACUUUUAGAUGAAGCUACAAGUGCACUUGAUGCAGAAUCAGAAAGAGUAGUACAAGAAGCAUUGGACAGGAUUAUGGUCAACCGAACAACCAUUAUAGUUGCUCAUCGUUUGAGUACAGUGAGGAAUGCCGAUAUGAUCGGUGUCAUUCAUCGUGGAAAGAUGGUAGAAAAAGGCUCACACACUGAACUGCUCAAGGAUCCUGAAGGAGCAUACUCUCAGCUUAUACGUUUGCAAGAAGUGAAUAAAGAGUCUGAGAAUCAAGCUACAGAUUCCCAAGACAGACCAGAUGGCAGCAUUGAAUUCGGUAGACAGUCAAGUCAACGAAUGUCAUUCUUGCGAUCCGUAAGUCGUGGAUCAUCAGGACCAGGAAAUAGCAGUCGUCACUCAUUCUCCGUCUCCUUUGGCCUACCUACAGGACUUGGCCUCCCUGAUAAUGCUAUUGCAGAUGCUGAAGCCCCUCGCUCAUCAGAACAGCCUCCAGAAGUUCCAAUCCGCCGCCUUGCCUAUCUCAACAAGCCAGAGAUCCCUGUGCUGUUACUAGGAACCGUAGCUGCCAUCGUCAAUGGCACCAUUCUCCCAAUAUUUGGUAUACUCAUUUCCAGUGUUAUCAAAACAUUUUAUGAGCCCCCACACGAACUCAGGAAGGAUUCAAAAUUUUGGGCAUUAAUAUUUUUAGUCCUGGGUGUGGUAUCAUUCCUAGCAUUCCCAGCAAGGACAUACUUAUUCUCUGUGGCUGGCUGUAAGUUGAUACAGAGGGUCAGAUCAAUGUGCUUUGAGAAGGUGGUUCACAUGGAGGUGGGUUGGUUCGAUCAGCCUGAGCAUUCAAGUGGAGCAAUUGGUGCAAGGCUCUCUGCAGAUGCUGCAACCAUUCGAGCUCUAGUUGGAGACGCGCUUGCUCAGGUUGUUCAGAAUGCUGCAUCAGCAAUUGCAGGUUUGGCCAUUGCCUUUGCAGCAAGUUGGCAGUUAGCAUUUAUCAUCCUUGCUUUGAUACCUUUGAUAGGACUUAAUGGAUAUGUCCAGAUAAAGUUCCUUAAGGGAUUCAGUGCUGAUGCAAAGAUGAUGUAUGAGGAAGCAAGCCAAGUGGCUAAUGAUGCAGUUGGGAGUAUAAGAACAGUUGCUUCUUUCUGUGCUGAAGAGAAAGUGAUGGAUCUGUACAAAAAGAAAUGUGAAGGCCCUAUGAGAACAGGGAUAAGGCAAGGGCUGGUCAGUGGGAUAGGAUUUGGAGUUUCUUUCUUCCUGCUGUUCUGUGUCUAUGCACUCUGUUUCUAUGCAGGAGCCCGGCUUGUUGAAGCUGGAAAAACAACAUUUGGAGAUGUUUUUCGUGUUUUCUUUGCUCUGACCAUGGCUACCGUUGGAAUUUCUCAAUCAAGUUCCUUCAGUCCUGAUUCCAGCAAAGCCAAGUCUGCUGCAGCUUCCAUCUUUACAAUUGUAGACAGGAAGUCCACAAUCGACCCCAGCGACGAGUCUGGUACAAAAUUAGAGAAUGUGAAGGGCGAGAUUGAGCUUCGGCACAUAAGCUUUAAGUAUCCAACUAGACCAGAUAUUCAGAUUUUCAGAGACCUCAGCUUGACCAUCCGUAGUGGCAAGACAGUGGCCUUGGUAGGAGAAAGUGGGAGUGGAAAAUCAACAGUCAUCGCCUUGCUGCAAAGAUUUUAUGAUCCGGAUUCAGGUCGUAUCACACUGGAUGGUGUGGACAUUCAAAGCCUCCAGUUGAGGUGGUUGAGGCAGCAGAUGGGUCUAGUGAGCCAAGAACCGGUCUUGUUCAAUGACACCAUCCGUGCCAACAUUGCAUAUGGAAAGGAAGGCCAUACCACUGAAGCAGAAGUUAUAGCUGCAUCAGAGCUGGCAAAUGCCCACAAGUUCAUUAGCGGAUUACAACAGGGGUAUGACACCAUGGUGGGAGAGAGAGGAAUCCAACUAUCAGGUGGGCAAAAGCAGAGAGUAGCCAUUGCAAGAGCUAUGGUGAAGAGCCCAAAGAUACUGCUACUGGAUGAGGCGACCAGUGCACUAGAUGCUGAGUCUGAGCGGGUGGUACAAGAUGCAUUAGACCGAGUCAUGGUGAACAGGACCACAGUGGUGGUAGCCCAUCGGUUAUCCACAAUCAAGGGUGCUGAUGUUAUAGCCGUGGUGAAAAAUGGAGUCAUAGUUGAGAAGGGAAAGCAUGAAACUCUGAUAAACAUCAAAGAUGGGUUUUAUGCCUCCUUAAUAGCACUUCACAUGAGCGCUUCCUCUUAAUUCCCCCCGUCUUUACAAUUUUGGUUCAAAGCCUUGUUGUGUUGCCCUUGCCCAAUGUCCACGUUACUCCACCCAUGCAAAUAUCGAUUUCUAAUUUGUAUUAUCAAUAUAUCAAUAAUGUGUAAUUCUUCAUCUUGUGGGUGGAGGAACAUAGAAAGGUGAGCAAAAGAAAGCGUUACCUUUCUAACCUUUGAAGGAUUAUCAAAUUAUUGAAAUGUAUUUUUUCCUAAAUGUAUUGAAAAGAUAUCUUUUAAUUCGACAAGUAACACGAGUGUCAUGAGCUUUAA